Anopheles funestus (African malaria mosquito) is the source of this 1109-nucleotide messenger RNA. RefSeq lists its product as uncharacterized. The record is from RefSeq and is a predicted model, not a curated record. NCBI's taxonomy places the organism in Eukaryota, Metazoa, Arthropoda, Insecta, Diptera, Culicidae. The transcript is spliced from 3 exons. The coding region runs from base 331 to 801 and encodes 156 amino acids.
CAUUCACGGUGUGCAUUAUGCGCAUUUUUUUUUGGUUGGUUAUGUGUAUUCUCGUGUUUGUUGUUACUGACCCAAGAAUUUUCACACUACAACCAAUGAUUUAUGUGUUUUUCUAAUUAUAUUGCAAAACAUAGCUUCGGUUCAUAAAUAACUUAUGAUUUUAUUAUGUUUCUUUAGGAUAUAAAAGAUCAAGCUUCAUCGUUGAAAUUGAUCGAACUCGUAAAAGAACAUGGAGUCUUGUGGUUAGUAACGUCCAAAAAAUAUUUGGACAGUAAUUUGAAAGAGGAUGCAUGGAAAAAAAUUUCCCAGGAUUUGGGACAACCUGUGGAAAUGUGUCGAAAGAAAUGGAGUUCCUUGUGUGCUUACUAUCGAAAAGAGAAGGCUAAAAUUAACCAAUCGAUGAUAACGGGUUCAGGACGCUCUGAUGUAUACCGCUCAUCCUGGUUUGCGUAUGAAAGCCUGGGAUUCAUAGGGAAUACGGUGAAACCUCGGAAAACCCAGUCCACAAACAAAACAUCCCAAAAGCAAACGAAUGAGCAAAGCGAUACCACAAAUAACGAACAUGACCAGCCUCCUUAUACACCUCCUCCUUGUUUAUCCACUGUGGAUGAAGUACCACAGCUAUCCUCAACUAUUGAGGAACAAAUCCAGCCUUCAACCAUGCCAUGCGGUACUGUACAAAAUGAAGAUCUAGGUUUGAAUGAUGAAACCGUAAUUGUCGAACCAGAACAACAUCCUUCUACAUCAUCCGCUGUACACACAUGCGAAACUGGUCGUCAAAAGAAAAAAAAAAUUCGAUGAAAAAUUUGAUCAAAUGUUUACGGCCAUAGGACACAGCUUGGAGACAAUUAUAGAUAGUUUGAGCGUUCAAAACAGCAGGAACGUUGCUUUUGGCAACCUCGUCACAGAAACGCUGAACCAAUUACCUGUGGCUCGGCAGGAGGAGUUAAUAAAACUCUGUAAUGAGGCGAUGCACCAGGUUGUAACAGGGCAACAUGAGGAAUAAACCAAAUGAAUGACCAAACAUGAAUUAUCAAAUGAUUAUUUAUAUUUAAAAAGGACUUCUUGUUUCAUGGCUUAACGAGCUAUGAGGCUAUGUCCAGUUAUAG